Molecule: messenger RNA, 2020 nt
Organism: Neodiprion fabricii
Lineage: Eukaryota; Metazoa; Arthropoda; Insecta; Hymenoptera; Diprionidae
Product: CDK5RAP1-like protein
Exons: 7
Coding region: 126-1985 (619 amino acids)
Biological process (GO): tRNA modification; negative regulation of cyclin-dependent protein serine/threonine kinase activity
Cellular component (GO): cytosol; mitochondrion
Molecular function (GO): 4 iron, 4 sulfur cluster binding; tRNA-2-methylthio-N(6)-dimethylallyladenosine(37) synthase activity
Source: RefSeq, a predicted model, not a curated record
CAUACGCUACCAGCAAAGCCAGUCGAAGUGAGGGCUGCCAACCCAACGACGCUGACGUCAUUAUGACGGGAUGUGAGGGAAUAUACGUUACAUACAUUAGGCUUUAAUAAUUGUUUCGCUGUAACAUGAGCGGAUUAAAGUGCGCUAUUUACCGAUACGGGCUCACCAUAAAUCGCCAUGCUUACUGCCAAUUAGGCACGGAUUAUCGGAGGGUUUUUGGUUGUGUUAACAAUCAUAACCUCUCAAAAUAUAACCUACAAAUAUAUCGUACCAAACAUGAAAAUGCUUCAAUUACACCGAAACUGAUAGAUGAUCGCGAAAUAAAUUCUAUCACUCAGAAUGGAAAGCCAUUUCGAACUUUUCCCAAUCUCAGUGAAGGUCCCGAUCUAAAAGACUUUAUUAAGUCAGAUGUUACCGUAGAUUCUACGGAGGCUGAACCUGUUCCUUAUUUAAAAGCAACUUGCGGUAAUGACCGGAAAGUUUAUUUUAGUGUUUACGGAUGUCAGAUGAAUGUAAGUGACACAGAAAUCAUUUGGUCGAUUUUGAAGAAAACUGGUUAUCAAAAGACUGAUACCAUGACAGAGGCUGAUGUAAUUUUGCUUGUGACAUGUGCCAUUCGGGAUGCAGCUGAACAGAAGAUAUGGCACAAACUUGUUCAUUUGAAACAUUAUAAAAAAUGGAGAAGUCUUCGGUCAGACAAACCACCACUCAAAGUUGGUUUGCUAGGUUGCAUGGCGGAGAGAUUGAAGCAUAAGUUACUGGAGACGGACAAGAUAGUGGAUGUUGUAGCAGGUCCCGAUAGUUACAAGGACUUACCUCGAUUACUAUCCCUUACAGAAGAUAAUCAAACAGCUAUCAAUGUGAUUUUAUCGUAUGAUGAAACAUAUGCCGAUGUGACACCAGUUCGAAUCAAUCAAGAUUCUGUUACUGCCUUUGUUUCAAUUAUGCGAGGGUGUGACAACAUGUGCACUUACUGCAUAGUUCCCUUCACACGUGGUAGAGAAAGGUCUCGUCCAAUCGCUAGCAUUCUUGAUGAGGUAUCACAUUUGUCCGACCAAGGAGUAAAAGAAGUUACUCUACUUGGGCAAAAUGUUAAUAGUUACAGGGAUUUAUCAGAGUCAAAAUUUGCGACUGCAGAUAAAAGUGAUCCCAAAUUGGCAGCAGGAUUCAAAACUGUUUACAAACCGAAAAUUGGUGGAUUGCGAUUCAGUGAUCUGUUAGACAAAGUAUCACAGAUUAACCCAGAAAUGAGGAUAAGAUUUACGUCACCCCAUCCAAAAGAUUUUCCUGACGAAGUAUUGCAGUUGAUAGCUGAACGACCUAACAUCUGUCGCAACAUACAUUUACCUGCUCAGAGUGGAAAUUCAACGGUCCUGGAAAGAAUGAGACGAGGCUAUACUAGAGAAGCUUAUAUUAGUUUAGUUGAGCACAUACGCGAAAUCAUACCAGACAUUAGUUUAUCGAGCGAUUUUAUUUGCGGGUUUUGCGGUGAAACUGAAGAAGAGUUUGCAGACACAAUUUCACUCAUGCAAAUGGUCAAAUACAAUAUGGCUUACCUAUUUGCUUACAGCAUGCGGGAAAAAACAACCGCACAUCGACGUCAUGAGGAUAAUGUUGAUCCCAAAGUAAAACAAGAUAGACUCCGGAGGAUGAUUACAAUUUACAGAACUGAGGUGCAAAAAUUGAAUGAGGCAAUGAUUGGGCGACAGUAUUUGGUCCUCGUUGAAAAGAAGAGUCGAAAAUCCGAAUUUAAUAUGCAAGGUCGAACCAGUGGGAAUAUAAAAGUGAUAUUUCCGCGUGGUUCAAUACAAGACAAUAGAUGUACAACUAAAAGCCGUAAUAUUGAAGCUGGUGACUAUGUUGUUGUGCAGAUAAUUAAUGCUAAUUCGCAGGUUCUCAAAGGGAUUCCGCUUUAUCACUCAUCAAUUACGCAGUAUGCACUCAGUACUGGUAAUCACUAUGAAAGGAUGGCCUAUAACUUGUAAAAAAUGUACAAAAUUAUAUAAUGAAUAUUAAUUAA